CACUUAAGUUGGUGUUGACAGCGCCACUCUGUUUUAGACAGACGGAAAGAAAGUGAUUGUCAUUCAAUGCGCCAUAUUGAAUGUUCUUUUCUUUCAAAGUGGCAUUCUGUACCACGUUUAGUUUGGUUAGAACAAUAGCGAAAAAACACGAAAGAUGCAGAUUUUCGUAAAAACCUUAACCGGUAAGACCAUCACACUUGAGGUCGAGCCAUCAGACACAAUCGAAAAUGUAAAGGCCAAGAUUCAAGACAAAGAAGGAAUCCCACCAGAUCAACAACGUUUGAUCUUCGCUGGCAAACAAUUGGAAGAUGGUCGCACAUUGUCUGACUACAAUAUCCAAAAGGAAUCAACAUUGCAUUUGGUGUUGCGUCUUCGUGGUGGUAUCAUUGAGCCAUCUCUUCGUAUUUUGGCCCAAAAAUACAAUUGCGACAAAAUGAUUUGCCGUAAAUGCUACGCUCGUUUGCAUCCAAGAGCUACAAAUUGCCGUAAGAAGAAGUGCGGACACACCAACAACUUGCGCCCAAAGAAGAAGUUGAAGUAGAUCUUUCAACCAAUCGUAUUUUUUCAUUUUCGUUUUCAAUGUUUUGCGUGUGCAAGUUUUAUAUUAACGUGCAUACUAACCAAUAAUCAAAUUUGUGAAAUUUAACAACCAUUUCCAUUGUAUUCGAAAACCAUGAAAAAUUACAGUUUCAAUAAAAAAACAACAACAAAAUACCAUGUUAUAACUAAA
Contarinia nasturtii (swede midge) is the source of this 730-nucleotide messenger RNA. RefSeq names its product ubiquitin-60S ribosomal protein L40 (gene RpL40). Gene Ontology annotation, molecular function: structural constituent of ribosome; protein tag activity; ubiquitin protein ligase binding. Bases 155 to 541 code for a protein of 128 amino acids. Gene Ontology annotation, biological process: protein ubiquitination; modification-dependent protein catabolic process; translation. The record is from RefSeq and is a predicted model, not a curated record. The transcript is spliced from 2 exons. Lineage: Eukaryota; Metazoa; Arthropoda; Insecta; Diptera; Cecidomyiidae. Gene Ontology annotation, cellular component: nucleus; ribosome; cytoplasm.